CAGAGUUGUGUGGGGAGAAAUGGAUGAGAGGACGGGGUCAAGUGAUGCCAGUGUGGGCUUGGGCACCACCACCACCUCUGGCGUCACUCUGAUGAUAGGGUCAAGUGGCACCAGUGUAGGCCUGGGCACCGCCACCUCUGCCUUCACACUGGUGGCUCAAAAAUGUGCCAUCAAUGUUGAACUAGUUGGGGAUGACUAUCGAGAACUGAGAGGAGAGAUAGCUGGUCCUCCUGAUACUCCGUAUGAGGGGGCAACCUUUCACCUUGAAAUUAAAGUACCAGAAACAUACCCUUUUAAUCCUCCUAAGGUAAAAUUUGUCACAAAAAUCUGGCACCCCAACAUUUCGUCAGUUACUGGUGCUAUUUGCUUGGACAUCUUGAAAGAUCAGUGGGCAGCAGCAAUGACCUUGCGAACAGUACUACUAUCUUUGCAAGCAUUGCUGGCAGCAGCAGAACCUGAUGACCCUCAAGAUGCAGUGGUGGCCAGACAGUUCAAAGAAAACCAUGCUCUCUUCCUCCAAACAGCUCAGUACUGGUCACACAUCCAUGCUGGAGUGCCCAAAGGCAACAGCGAGUUUUCUAACAAAGUUCGAUGUCUGAUGGAUAUGGGGGUAGGAGAACACCAAGCUCUUGUUGCUCUGUCAUCUUGCAACUGGGAUAUGGACCGAGCAAUUGAACAGCUAUUCUCAUAGAUGCAUGCAGUAGCCAUUAUUAGGUAAAAUAUUUCUCUCUGACAAAUUUUGGAAAAGGGAUGGGGGGGAGCUCACACCUAGAUUAGUGAUAAACUGCCAUUUAUUACUUUAGCCGUAUUGUAACUCUCACUUUUGCCUUCAAUACAUACAUAAUAUAUAUAUAUAUAUAUAUAUAUAUAUAUAUAUAUAUAUAUAUAUAUAUAUAUAUAUAUAUAUAUAUAUAUAUAUAUAUAUAUAUAAUAUAUAUAUAUAAUAUAUAUAUAUAAUAUAUAUAUAUAUAUAUAUAUAUAAUAUAUAAUAUUACAUCAUAAACACCAUCUGGAGUUCAGUGGACUUCAAAACCAUGUUGUGCAAAAGAUAUCAGAGAUGUUUGCUGAUCUGGCAGAGCUUUAUAUUUACUCUUUAAUUUAUCAGGAAGUACAGUACUUUUGAAGUUAUCAGGUGCUAAAAUGCUUGUCUCAGUAGAACUCACUCUGAAUAUAGGUACUCUGCUCUAUAUUACUAUGGUAGCAAUUACAAAAUUUUAAGUAAUUUUAUUAUUCUAUGAUUAUUGUUUAAUCUUUUAAGUUAUUUACAUUAUGCAUGAGUACCUUUUUGUAGUCAUAUUUUUGUAUGUUACAUUUUAUAGCAUAUAAUAUUAAUUGCUGAGCUUGUGUAAGUAAGACAAGUAAAUGUACCAAUUAGUAUUUGCUUCUCUGCAUGUUGUACAGAUAAUAUUAUGUGAAGGGGUCUUGAACUUGGGAUGAACAUGCAGGUUAACAAGAUACAGACAUGACCAUUCACAUUUUCUUUAGUUGCAGUUCAGUGGCUAAAGUUAAGUCCCUUGCUUUCCUGAGAUUUUUGUGAUCUGUUUAAUAGUAUUUAAAUGUGUGGACACUCAUACUUGGUUUUGAAAAAAAUAUAUAUUUUUAGGAAUUUAUUCACCGGGUUUGAAAUAUGUUUUCUAUUGACUAGUUUUUAACACUAAAGUUUCAGUCCUUUACCUCAAAAACACCAAAGAAAACUGUUUGAUCUCAUACUUUUUAUCAGUAAUUCUUAAAUUUUGUCAAGCAUGGGAGUCCCACUGACAGCAGGCUCAGUCAUGGCACACUGUGUUGGCCAGUAAUGGGGAUACCAGUGGUUAGAUUUGGUAUCUUGUUAGCGUUCAGUACAGGAUUUAUAAUGGCACUAGGCCAACAUUUGAAAAGGGGCCCCAUUCAUGCAGAUUUUAACACAACAGCAUUAUUACAAUACAGUAUGGAUAUGUAUGUAAUAGUAAUGUACAUGGCAGUACUGUGAAAUUAUUUUCCAAAUAUGGCCCAUAAUUCUGUAUGGUGCCAGACCUACAGAAGGUUCAUCUGUUGUGAUAGCAGUAAUAAUGAUGAAAAUCAGUAAAUGUAAUGAUCUGGUCUCAAAUCAUACCAUUUUUCUUCUUAAGUGCAAAUAUAAUUCGAUUAAUAAAUUAUUCCAGUAGUAAGUCAUCUCGGUUGUAAAAUAUUGACCUGUAUUAGUAAAUCUUGGAAAAUGCUUGCCAUUUCAAUUUUCAUAUUUGUCAUAGAUUAACAUUCUAUAUUUCUAGAUCAGUUAUAGAUUAUGGACUUUUGAUAGUAAUAAUAAAUAAGGUUUCUGAGAAACUUGGCAGACAAAUUAACUUGUUGGAGUAAUGACAACUAAAUAUUUACUUGUCUUACUUACUUUGGUUAUUAGUCAGUCUAAGCAUCCAUGUUCCUUUUUUUUUGCUUUUAAUGAGUAGCUGAAGUGUUUAAUUGGCAUAUGCAAUACCUGUGCUUAAGAGAAAGUGCUUGACUAUAAUGUUAUCUGAUUGACUACUUUUAUAUUGGGAAAGCUCAGAGCAUUUAUUCCUGGAGCUUGCAUGAAAUGUUUACCAGCAGUUGUUGAAGCACAUAGAUGUUAUCACUCAUAUCAUGUAUUCCUCAUUUAUUGUGUAGGCUGCAUAAAUGAUCAAGGACCAUACUACCCUGUGUCAAUGUUGUUUGCUACCUGCCACCAUUUGUUGUGCUGCCCUCAGUAAAAGUGAUGUUUUUUGUUGCGACAAUCGCGUUACCUUUGGUUAAGUUUCCUGUUACUAGUUUCGUGAAGAUAAUUUUUUUACGGUACAGUAUUUAAAUUGCUUUUGAUGUGUUUCAUUCUCUAAUAUGUGCAUAGCAUGAAAAUCAAACAAAAAUUUAAA
This is a messenger RNA of Procambarus clarkii (red swamp crayfish), 2861 nucleotides long. RefSeq names its product ubiquitin conjugating enzyme 4 (gene Ubc4). The record is from RefSeq and is a predicted model, not a curated record. Gene Ontology annotation, cellular component: nucleus. Gene Ontology annotation, molecular function: protein binding; ubiquitin conjugating enzyme activity. Lineage: Eukaryota; Metazoa; Arthropoda; Malacostraca; Decapoda; Cambaridae. Gene Ontology annotation, biological process: protein polyubiquitination; proteasome-mediated ubiquitin-dependent protein catabolic process.